AUGGUCGUGAAGGCAUGCAAUCGCUGUCAUUCCGCCAAAGAAAAAUGCACCUUUAACGGAGCUGAUCAACAAUGCACAAGAUGUCGGCGUUUGAAGAUCCCAUGUUCGAUAUCCCGCCGCAGUGGACGCAUCGGACGCAGACCAUCCGCCAAGGCCUUCCCACAUGGCCAAAUGCAGGUCUGGAGUGUGGAGACGAGAGAGCAGCGCAGCGACUCUGAACUUACUAGUCGCCAGGCGACAUCGUCGCGUGCGCCGAGCCGCGGGUCGGACUCGGGUUCUCAAUCUGAUGCCAUAGAGGAACUGGGAACACCCAAUAAUAAUUAUAAUAUCGUGAUGCAGUCGCCAGAGCGACUGCUCGCUUGUCCCAGAAAACUUCAAACAACCGCAGACGCAUUGCAGACAGUGAUGGACGUGGAGCAGUUUUCGGCCAUCCAUACACCUUUCAUGAUGGGUGCCAGCUUCAUACCCGAGGCACAACGCACCGUGUAUCACAUCUUGUCUUUAUCGGGGCCGACUUUGACGGAAGGAUAUCUCGCUUUCCUGGGGUUGAUGACCCAGCACCAAAAGUCGCUUGUUGUGCGACCUCAACAACCCGACAUGCGCAAAGCGGCGAAAGGAUUGCAGCGCUUGCGGGAUGUCAACAUCCAGAACGAUUAUGACGCGGCCUGUACGCUGUUUCUCGGACAGACCAUGUACUUGUUCAACGUGCUCAGCGCCCCGUAUUCGAAUACCGCACAUUCCAUCAUUCGGAGCGCACUCCUAUCGGUCAAGCCAUGGUUCCCGCGACUGGUGCGAUAUCCAAUCAUGGAUACCAUUAUCAUGUCCCCGAUGUUGAUCGAUACGGUCGAAUGUCUGGCGCAUCGUGAAAUUCCCAUAAUUCGAUUUCCUGAUGCCGGGCGAGUUAUUAUUGAUCGAUAUGCGGGGAUUUGUGCGACGCUCUUACCUCAUCUAUAUGAUAUCUGUGAAUGUAGUCAUCUGUUCAAGAAGAGCAUGUUGGAUGACAGUCCCACGCAUGCUGGAUUUUAUGAGCAGCUCGCUGCGAUCGAGGAGAGAAUUCAGGAAUGGGUACCCCCGACCCCACCUGAGCUGUAUAAUAAUUUCGCUCAACAUGAGGUGUUGGCCAUGGUCACACAAGCCAACGUCUACCGUCUUGCAGGACUCUUGGUUAUCCACCGCCAUCGGUAUCCGCUUGGGGUGGAAGACGAUAAGGCUAGAGUGCUGGCCGAGAGCAUCUUUUGCACGAUGGAGAUGUUUAGCGAAUCCGCUGCCAAGAAAGCUACCGGCUUACCCAUGGUCUUUCCAAUAACGAUGGCGAUGCUUGAGAUCGAAGGACCAGGUGAAGCAUUGUUGGAUAAAUUAUCAUCGUUCACCGUGCAGGCAAUAAGUGCAUCACGACUGGAGGGAUUUGUAAAACAGAUCAGAACAGCCAGGGACACAGGAUAUGAGGGGGUCUGGUUUGAACUAGUGGAGACCCAGCUGCAAGUAGCGAUGCCGCCCUAG
This is a messenger RNA of Penicillium odoratum, 1500 nucleotides long. RefSeq names its product Zn(II)2Cys6 transcription factor. The record is from RefSeq and is a predicted model, not a curated record. The coding region runs from base 1 to 1500 and encodes 499 amino acids. Gene Ontology annotation, molecular function: DNA-binding transcription factor activity, RNA polymerase II-specific; zinc ion binding. Gene Ontology annotation, biological process: regulation of DNA-templated transcription. The transcript has a single exon. Lineage: Eukaryota; Fungi; Ascomycota; Eurotiomycetes; Eurotiales; Aspergillaceae.